UCUGACGUCUGCAAGAGGGAUGUUGUGGCUGCUUCAAGUUAUAAUGUCCAAGUCCGCUUACGAACUGCUCUAAUUCGAUUUGAUGAGGUAUUUCGUCACUGAUAAGACAAAUUACGAGAUAACGCACGAUCUUAUCGCUGGUGAGAAGCCCAAAACUUGUGAGCUUCUCCGCAUUGCGACGUCCUUUUUCAAGUGGCAUAUUACGUAAACGUGCCAGAUGUGCAUGACUUUUGAAAGUCGGCGUCCGUAUUUUGAAAAACCUUGGCAAGGACUCGUGAACACUGCUCAUCGUCUAAGAAAGCUAGCAUAUGUAGAUGGAUGCUCUGCUGCCGAUUCUGCAUGAGAUAAGAUGCGAUGUGCACAUCUCGCAAAAUUCCGACGACGUCUCGGAAACCACGCCCUGCGAUAUCUGUCAAACUUCCGAAAUCGGAAACCAAAUCGCGGAAUUGGCGAAGCCACCAGGCAGCCGUUUGGACAGCACCGGCCAUGGUUGCGCUGGCCUCGGAACUAUUCCGACACAGCCUGCUACUAUAUAAACGAGUUCCAGCCUUCAACGUAUCCACACGAGUAGAAUGUCUGAGCUCCCAAAAACCGUUCCUGCAACAUGGUACACCAGCGACAAGUUUAUUGAAGCUGCGAAGCACAAAAUAUACAACAAAGGCUGGCACUUUGUGUCUAUUGUUAACGCGUUCUCCAUGCACCCUGAGCUGAAUGACGGGCAAACAGAGGCCUUGCAACUGGAUUUUGUGGGCAACCCUUUUUUCGGGCUGUGUAACGUCGACGACCCGUACGCGGUCAAGAGUCUCAACCUGCGGUAUGGGGUGUACAAGGAUAUCGUGGACGGAUGUACUAGCGACGAGGAGAAAGCUGCACGGAUUGAGAAGCUGGAGCCAGUCAAUCACGUGGUCACCAAGGGCGGGCUAGUGUUCGUCACCCACGAGAAAACUCCCUCGCAGAGUCUGGAGGAGUAUUUUGGGAACGAGCUUGGCCAGUUUAUUGAUGACAAGGAUUUCCGAAGCCGCACCCUGCGCCGCAGACUCGUCUACGAGUGCGACUAUAAUUUCCUCACCUUCAUUGACGGUUAUCAGGAGUGUUUGCACUGCCAGUACACACACCCUGGAUUCAGCAAGGUGUAUCCGUUCGAGUUCUACAAGGUUGACACUCACACCAACUUCUGCCGCCACCACUGCAAUCCUGUAGGCGACCAGAAGGAUGCAGGACUAUUUCUCUAUUUUUUCCCAUCGUGCACUUUGAACCAAUACGGGGGAGGUAUGGGAAUUUUCCGCGCCAAUCCAGUCAACGGUAACAAGACCCGCAUGGAGUUUGAAUAUUUCUUUGACGGCACCGAUGAGGAGUUCGAGACCUACUUCAAGUUUGCCAGACAGGUGGCACUCGAGGAUAUUUGGCUGUGUGAGGCAGCCCAACAGAACCUCAUAAGUGGGGUGUACCAACAGGGCUUGCUACACCCCAAAAAAGAGGUGGGAGUGGUUUACUACCAGUCGCUGGUUCGUGAAAGAAUCAUGGCUUAGGUCUGAGAUGUGGAUAGGAUCGUCAGACUGUGCGGCAAUUAAAUAGGACUCGGGUGUACUUCACUAGAGUGAAUAAAAGGAACUCCAAUUCGAC
This is a messenger RNA of Ogataea polymorpha, 1623 nucleotides long. RefSeq lists its product as uncharacterized. The coding region runs from base 573 to 1529 and encodes 318 amino acids. Lineage: Eukaryota; Fungi; Ascomycota; Pichiomycetes; Pichiales; Pichiaceae. The record is from RefSeq and is a predicted model, not a curated record. Gene Ontology annotation, molecular function: iron ion binding; 2 iron, 2 sulfur cluster binding. The transcript has a single exon.